Messenger RNA from Ornithodoros turicata, 3098 nucleotides. RefSeq names its product endothelin-converting enzyme 2-like. Gene Ontology annotation, biological process: protein processing. The transcript has 2 exons. Gene Ontology annotation, cellular component: plasma membrane. The coding region runs from base 115 to 2142 and encodes 675 amino acids. Gene Ontology annotation, molecular function: metalloendopeptidase activity. NCBI's taxonomy places the organism in Eukaryota, Metazoa, Arthropoda, Arachnida, Ixodida, Argasidae. The record is from RefSeq and is a predicted model, not a curated record.
GUAAACAACAACGUUGCUGUCAGCACCACUGCACGAGCUCUUCCGUUCUUAUGUGCAUCGUUCACUACCUAUUGUAGCUGCUGUUCUACGUCUGUUGAGGUGGUUCCUGCUAGGAUGACACGUCCGACACGAGAGCGUCGAAGCACAAAAGAAAAGUUGGAGACGAAGACAAAGUGCGAUUACAUGUGCAUCUGCAGAUACCCGUUAACCAUAUGCGCCGUCGUUUGUUCGUUCGCUUUGUGCUUCCUUCUGCUAUAUCGCUACUUGACGACAGAAGACUUUGCCAAGAAACGUCCUUACAUAGUCUGCAGUAGCGCCGCCUGCAUCGAGUAUGGGGUCCUUCUGAAAGCUAGUAUCAACCAAUCAGUGCCCCCGUGCAAGGACUUCUACACUUUCGUUUGUGAUCGCUGGGAUGGAGCGCACCGUACGUCGAUACGUGUAGCUCACCGCAAUCGAUACAUCCAGGAAGUAGCGAAGAACGCCAGGGAAUUGAAGGCGCCUGCCCAGAAUCAAAGUUUGCUGCAAAAGGCUUCCCGUUUCUUCCAGACAUGUGAAAACAUCGUUCUUGAGAAGAAGAAUGAGUUGGCAAUUCUGCGGAAUGUUCUCGAAGGAUUCAAUAUAUCUUGGCCCGCGUCAAGCUCUUCCCACGGUCUGCUCAAGGUAUUAGGGUAUGCAGAAACCCAUUUGAACGUUACGCCGUUGAUCACCUUCACCAAGAAACACGAAACGGGAACUUCCAGCAUACAAAUCAUCCCAUCCACAUUCAUUGCAACAUGGUCUUCCUUUAGAGCACGGUUCGAGAGCAAGCCGGCGUACGAUCAAUUAAUUACGGCCGCUCUUGGUUUGAUAGCAGGACCCAAACCAAAUCAGUCAGUCGUUGACAACUUUAGGAAACAGGAAGAGUACAUUGUCGAUAUUCUGUCGAAGAUACCGCCCUAUAGCAAGAGUUUACGGAUGAAAAAAUCUAAAUUUGUGGCAACAAUGAACAGUAUCAAUGUGGUGGACUGGAAUGAGCUGUUCCUUGAACUUUUCAACAUAUCCAAGGUCGAAAACGUUGCUGUUGAGUUGUGGAACACGCAUUAUUUUAAGGCAUUGAACAACCUCGUGCGUGAAAAGGGUCAGAAGCUCCUAGCUGACUUCUGUACUUGGGUCAUAUACCUUGAACUCGGGCCAUUGUUCAGCGCAGAAUUCUCAGAGUUACUAGCUACUGAACCAAGGAGCCUCACUUCAAGGCCGGAACGAUGCUUAUCUCUCACCGAAUAUUUCAUGGGCGUGGCCUUGACAACCAUGGGUGUCUACGACGGGCUCACUUGGAGUUCGCGUGAGGACAUCCGGCGCAUAGUAAAAAUUACCGAGCAAACAACAGGGAACUACGUGAAAAAUAUGUCCAAGGUGGGUUUCAACUACAGCCAAUUUCGGGCGUAUAAAAGGAGUACCAGCCUUUUCGGACGCCUCGCUAGUCACGCAAGUGUGAAGGAUGCCCAGCUCCUCAGCCAAGGUUACCCGGACAUGGGCGACAUUUUCGUGCACAACUACAUGGCAGCAGUUUUUUCCAGCAAGAUGCAACCCCCCGAAGUCCUGUCCCCCGAUAUCCGUUACAUCGACCGAGAGAACUACUAUCGAUUCUUCGACAAAGCAACAGAUCAGUUCCACGUCUGGCCCAUCGCCGCCGCAGUGCCCUUGUACAACGAGAACGCAACGACGGGACUUCGUUAUGGCAGCCUAGGCUCUCUCGUCUCCAUGGGACUGUUCGAAGAGUUUUACUACAACAAUGAUUCAAUGGACCCCAAAGGACGCGCCUUCUUGCGUCACUUCAAUACGUGCGUAGAACAUGCUAUGAUGUAUGAGCCAGGAGCCACGUCAUUGGAGGAAAUCUUCUUCCUCUGGGCAAGUUAUUAUCCCUUGUGGCAAGCAUUCUUGUCAGAAAACCAGCUGAGAGACAGACGAAUUCUCGGCCUCGAAGAAUACUCCGAAGAACAGACGUUCUUCAUAAUGUACUGCUACAUGCACUGCAGUGGAUCCGUGAACAGAACAUCCGGAAACUGUAACUUACCCCUAAGGAGUAUGGAGAGUUUUGCAGAUGCGUUUAGCUGCCCAUUAGGAUCAACUAUGAACCCCGGAGGCCAUUGUUCAAUAUACUAAACGCAUUUAAUUGUGUGACAUUAACGUGGUGAACUUGGACGCUAAUGUACAUACAGGGUGUUUGCUCUAACGUGUUCAGAAAUGUUAUUUAAAGCGAGCGAUAAAAGAAAAACGAGCGCUACAUUUCAGCUACUUGACUAAGAAACAGGUGCUACUAGUGAAGCAGUAUACCUGUUUCUUACUCAAGUAGCAGAAAAGUACCACUUGCUUUUCUUUUAUCGCUCGCUUUAAAUAUAAUUUCUGGACACGUUAGAGCAAACACCCUGUGUAAACCUCCAGCUUCGUUUCAUUUAAUUUGAUCCUCGAAUUAUUCACUUAUUCAUACAGUUUCAGGACGCACAGUAUGUUUGUCUCACGUGCGGUUGAGAUACUUCUAGCCAUUAUUAUCGUUGACACAGUCAAUUAUGCCAUGGAAGGAGGAGUAAUCACAUAUAUAUAUAUAUGAUAAGACGCAGCUACGCAGUGUAAUCAAUACAGCAUGGCACUGCAAAACAAUGGCAGCUGAGCAACCACAAGAACAGCAAUUCACAACUCAGCCGCUACGUAAACCUUAAACGAUGUAUCAAUCAGUAAAGUUGGUUGGUUGGAUGUAGAUGACGGUUAGUUGUUACAGCUCUACCCAUAGGCCUUAAGGCGUGAUAGAAAUCCCGGCGAGGUGUCGCAGUCAACCAUCUCCUUAGGAAGGCUGUUCGAGUGCUUAAUUGCAAACGCGAAAAAGGACUGCUUGAGGCAGUCGGAUUUGGACAUAUACUGGAUGAAAGUCUUGUUGUGCUUAAUGCAUAUGCUUCCGCCAACGCAGUAUGUACUUAGCUGCAUAUUAGAUAACUUGGGAAUUAUCUCCCAAAACGUUUUCGACAAUGGAUUCAAACCCUUGUAUACAGUCACCAUCCGGCUCUUUGGAUCAUUCCAGGAGGAGAGUCUGAGAGCGAUACAUAAUGCGGUCGUUUGCAAAUAAC